GCCAUGAUUAGUGAUUUGUUUGUGUUUUCUCGGGGAUAAUCGCUUUUAAUCGGACAUAAACAAUACUGAAAGGUGGAGAGAAUAAAGCUGUGAUUCCGCGGAGUAUGGAGUUCCCGGGAGCCAAUGACAGCUACCUGUCAAUCAGCGGAGAGGGUCAUCACUUCCUGUCCUCCUCAGAGACGUUUCACACGCCGAGUCUGGGCGAUGAGGAGUUCGAGAUCCCGCCGAUCUCCCUGGACCCGGACUCGGCUCUGAGCGUGUCGGAUGUGGUUUCUCAUUUCGGGGAUCUGGCGGACGGCGGCUCGUCCCCCGGUGUGUCUGCAGACGCUGUGGUCGGAGGAAACGACCCAUCCUUCGCCUCCACCUUCAUCAGCGCUCCGUCACAAACCCUGCAGCACCUGAGUCUGAUGGGCCAGCAGAGCGGCGGCCCCCUGCUCACCUCCACACUGGACCUCGGCCACCCGAUUGGUUCUCAGUUCAGCAGCUCUUCUCCAAUGACCAUCGACGUCCCACUAAGCGACAUGAACCACAGCCUCUUGGGACACAAUCAGCUGACCACCAUCGACCAAUCGGAGCUCAGCGCACAGCUUGGCCUCAAUCUGGGGGGUGGAGCCAUCCUGCCCCAUUCACAGUCUCCCGAACAAUCGAUGUCAGCCACCGGCUCGCCAUCUGAUUCGCUACACGAUGAUGACAUGGACGACUUCAGACGGAGUGUGCUGGUGGACUCUCCGGUCUCUCUCUCCGUGUCGUCUGCAGUUCUCUCGGUCUCUCCAUCUCUGCCGGAUCAGCCAGUUUUCCCAGCAAGCUCUGCUGUUCCUGUCCGCAAACCAGCAGGGGGGAAGAAGGGCCGUAAGAAGAAGGACCCGAAUGAGCCGCAGAAGCCUGUCUCCGCAUAUGCGCUCUUCUUCCGGGACACACAGGCCGCCAUCAAAGGCCAGAACCCCAACGCCACCUUCGGGGAGGUGUCCAAGAUCGUGGCCUCCAUGUGGGACAGUCUGGGGGAGGAGCAGAAGCAGGUGUAUAAGAGGAAGGCAGAAGCAGCCAAGACGGAGUAUCUGAAGGCCCUGGCGGCGUAUAAAGCUGAGCAGCUCUCUCAGCCGACUAUAGAGGUGUUGGACGCUCCUCCAUCUCCUCCACCAGCUGCUCCUCCAGCUGCUCCUCCUCCGACACCGCAGCAUCGCUCCUCCCGCAUCCCGGUGCACGCGCCCAACAACAACACCAUCACCAACAUCUGCACCUCCAACAUCAUCCUGGACGUCCCGCAGGUGACGACGCGCUCCCGCACCGGCGCCCACAAACCCCCGGCUCCGCCUCCAGCCCCGCCCCCGCCCACCGUCACCAAGAUCAUCAUCUCCAAGCAGCACCUGCAGGCUCAGCGGGCACCCCCGCCCCUCCAGCAGAUGCAGGCCACGCCCCCUCCACCCCGCCUCCAGCAGAUGCAGGCUCCGCCCCCUCUGCAGGCCAAACCACGACAGACGCUCGCUAGCGCUCCUCCGCCAUUGCAGAUCAAGAUCCUUCCAGCAGCGCCGCAGAGCGAGCGCAGACUACCCAUAAUCCUCGGCGCUGGAGAGGAGCACUCGCCUGCAGAGGCAGUGAUGGACACACCGUCUCCAUCUGCAGCAGACGAUCUGGCUGAAGACGCGGUGUGUGUGCGUGCCGCGCGCUGCUUCAGAGACGUGUUCAUGGCCUGGUGUGCCAUCAGAGGACAGAACUCCACCACCGUCACAUAAACACACACACACACACACACACAGGAGGACAGAUGGACAAACUUGUGUGUGAAUAACAACAACAACAGCUCCAACAUCAGGGAGAAGAGCGUCAGACUCACAGACACUGAGGACAGAGAGAGAGGGUGUGUGUGUGUGUGUGUGUGUGUGUGUGAAUCAGUGUGUAUGUGGGGGGUGGAUCAAGUAUUUUAAAAGAGAGGGUGUGUGUGGUUCAGGGAGUGUUUAUAGUGUGUGUGUGUGUGUGUGUGUGUGUGUGUGUGUGUGUGUGUGUGUUUGAAUGAGUAGAACAGGGAGUGUUUAAAGAGAGAGUGUGUGUGUGUGUGUGUGUGUGUGUGUGUGUGUGUGUGUGUGUGUGUAUGGAUACGCAUGGAAAGAGGAGUAUUUAAUAUUGCCUGUGUGUGUGUGCGUGCGUGUGUUUCUUAAGCUAAUAAUGAGCAGACUUUUCUGCGCGAUGACGUAACUGGACUUAGGAUCUGCCUCCAUCUUGCUUUUAUCGUAACGAGUUUCCAUGGUAACAGCAGUUUACCGCCAAACCUCCAUCACGAGUGUGUCAUCACUGCUGCAGUAUCGGUCAUGAUGACGGAGAGCCCUGAUUCAGUCACUGCAGAACUCCACUUAAGUCUGCGCAGAUCUACUGCGGUGAGUCACUGUAGUGCUACUCUGGAGCACCCUCUGCAUCACCGCCACUCUCUGCUGACCGGGAAACACUGCUGCUCACUACGGGGAAUGUUUCGUACAGGAGUUUUCUAAUGUUUUCUGAGCUUUACUGUGACACAAUAGCUGAGAGGAUUAAUAUUGGGGGAAUGUACAGAACAACACGUCUGACUGCUCUGGAUAAUGAUUAUUUUAUGUUUUGGAUUGUUUUACUAAUGAUUAUUUUAUGUUUUGGAUUGUUUUGCAUCAGCUCAGCUCUCUUAUUCUGAUGAGGUGAACGAUCGAUCAGCUGAAAAUAAACAGAAGAUUAAUGAA
Molecule: messenger RNA, 2699 nt
Organism: Danio rerio (zebrafish)
Lineage: Eukaryota; Metazoa; Chordata; Actinopteri; Cypriniformes; Danionidae
Gene: tox4b
Product: TOX high mobility group box family member 4 b
Cellular component (GO): nucleus; chromosome
Molecular function (GO): DNA binding
Source: RefSeq, marked validated